Molecule: messenger RNA, 920 nt
Organism: Papaver somniferum (opium poppy)
Lineage: Eukaryota; Viridiplantae; Streptophyta; Magnoliopsida; Ranunculales; Papaveraceae
Product: signal peptidase complex subunit 3B-like
Exons: 6
Coding region: 158-661 (167 amino acids)
Biological process (GO): protein targeting to ER
Cellular component (GO): signal peptidase complex; membrane
Source: RefSeq, a predicted model, not a curated record
AACAUUGGUUUCCAUUUUCUUCUCCCUCUCUCUCUCUCUAGAGAAGAUUUUCGGUGUUGGGAAAAGAAGACUAAAAUCUACUGACUUCUCCAUUUCUUCUUUUCAUUCUUCUAAAUUGGGUGGUCGUAGAAAGAGAAACCCUUAAGACUAAUCAAAGAUGCAUUCUUUUGGGUACAGAGCGAAUGCAUUACUAACGUUUUCAGUAACAAUAUUAGCUAUUAUGUGUACUAUGGGUUCUCUCUCUGAUAAUUUCAAUAAUCCAACACCCACAUCUGAAGUCCAAGUGUUGAAUAUUAAUUGGUUUCAGAAACAACCUAAUGGAAACGAUGAGGUCAGCUUGACUUUGAAUGUAUCUGCAAAUUUGCAGUCCAUGUUUACAUGGAACACGAAACAGGUUUUUGUUUUUCUAGCAGCUGAGUAUGAAACUCCUAAGAAUAAUCUCAAUCAGGUAUCUCUUUGGGAUGGGAUUAUACCAUCUAAAGAGCAUGCAAAGUUUUGGAUGCACACGACAAACAAAUACCGUUUCACUGACCAGGGAAGCAAUCUCCGUGGGAAAGACUUCAAUUUGACACUACACUGGCAUGUUAUGCCCAAGACCGGUAAGAUGUUUGAAGACAAAAUAGUCAUGACCGGAUACCGCCUACCUCAAGAAUACAGAUAAGGGAUGGUUUCGAUGUUUUAGGUCUAGUAAUAUUUUUUUCUUUGUGUUCUUAUUUAUGAAGGAUACAAAUCGUUUAGUUAGGACCAAAAACAGUUACAAACAGAGGCAUACAUUUUUAGAUACAGAAGAACUGAAGAAAGUUUUUCCUUUGCAGAGAUUUUCAUUUCCCCCAUCAUUUUUAAUGUCAUUAUAAUUGCUCUAUUACUCUAUUAUAUAUACGGCGAAACAGCUGGUUAUAUUGAUGGAUAGUUGCUAACAA